AUGAGUGGUUUGAAAGUUUUGUUGAUUCUUCUUUCAUUUGAAUACCUUCACCUGGUAUCGCCAGAAAGAGGUCCACCUUUUGAUCUUUCUCAACAGGAGGGAGGUGAUGUGCGAGACCAGGAAACGGAAACGGGAGGUGAUGUGCGAGACCAGGAAACGGAAUCGGGAGGUGAUGUGGGGGACCAGGAAACGGAAAGAACGAGAAUUCAUGGAAUGUAUGAAUCCCAUCAAAAAGACUAUCGCCUUUGGAAACAGCGAGAAGGUCCAUCUUACAUUAUUCCGUACAUGAUUACAGGGAUUUAUAACCAGGGAGAGCUGAAGAAUAUAACUGAUGCAAUGCAACGCAUUCAAAGUAACACAUGCAUAGUUUUCAGAAAAAGGGGAAGCGAAUACCCUUAUCUUAAAAUACAAAAUACUCCGGAUGGAUGCGUCACACACGUUAGAGCUUCUCCAAUGCUUUUAAAUCUUCAAGCCGAUAAACAAGGAACUUGCUUGAACGUAGAAACAGUGCUUCACGAGCUGCUUCAUGUAGUGGGACUCUCACACGAACAUCAGCGUCCCGACCGCGAUGAAUACAUCACAAUUAACUACGAAAACAUCAAGAACGGUUCAAAAAGUCAGUUCGAUAAGCUUCCCAAUAUGGUUGCUUUUGGCACGUACAAAUACACGUCAAUUAUGCACUAUGGUCCAACAGCUUUUGGAAGAGAUAAGACAUCAAUUACCAUAAAAACAAAUGAUGCACGGUAUCAGGAAGUGAUAGGCAAAGCAAAGGACGCCAUUCUUGAGGACUAUAUAAAGGUCUGCACCAUAUAUGGCUGUGUUUGUCACGGAAUUCCGUACUGAAGCCACCAUUUUCUCCUUAAUGCAUUGGCACAUAAUGAAGAUGAAGUUUGAGUACAGUUUUGAAC
Cylicocyclus nassatus is the source of this 908-nucleotide messenger RNA. NCBI's taxonomy places the organism in Eukaryota, Metazoa, Nematoda, Chromadorea, Rhabditida, Strongylidae. The record is from the annotation of a GenBank genome assembly.